Messenger RNA from Stegostoma tigrinum, 2695 nucleotides. RefSeq names its product iroquois homeobox 2a (gene irx2a). Gene Ontology annotation, molecular function: DNA-binding transcription factor activity, RNA polymerase II-specific; RNA polymerase II cis-regulatory region sequence-specific DNA binding. The coding region runs from base 716 to 1816 and encodes 366 amino acids. The record is from RefSeq and is a predicted model, not a curated record. The transcript is spliced from 4 exons. Gene Ontology annotation, cellular component: nucleus. NCBI's taxonomy places the organism in Eukaryota, Metazoa, Chordata, Chondrichthyes, Orectolobiformes, Stegostomatidae. Gene Ontology annotation, biological process: neuron differentiation; cell development; regulation of transcription by RNA polymerase II.
GUCGUGCUAACGGCUUGGAUUUUACCCUCUUUAUACUUCACCACUUCUCAGUAUUUUCGAAAAGGAUUCUGUUCUUAUGCAAAACAUUGUUUAAAAUUCAAAUCCGAACACGAGCCAUAUCAUAAAACAGGAGGGUAGUCUGUGAGUUAUCGGAAAUAAGAUAGCUUUUCAUUGCACUUGGCCGCAAACGUGGCGACUAAAAUGUUGAAAUGGGUAACGGUAUCUCCCAGUGAUCCUCACAGCAAAAGAGGAGGAUAACAGAAGUAAAUUGACAUACCGGUUACAAAACUGUUACUCAUUUUAACGAUGUGUGAAUAACCCGAGCGUGAAUUGAUGCAAUUUAGUGCUAGAGGAGGCGAUUUCCAAGGGGACGAGGCUCCCGUCAUUUGCAAGUGUGAGUCCCAAUGGGAUAGAUGGUGCUUUACUAAUCUCGAUUGCAGUUUUAUGUCUUAGCUGUCCUGAUCGCAAAUACAUGCACCGGGUGUGAAUGGCCGUUUGUAUUUCAACCGAAUGAGAAGAAAACGGUAAGAAGGUGGGUGAGCUGCCUGUUCAGAAUCGCAGCUGCGUGUGCCGAAGCUCGCCGUGCUUUACAUAUUCAAAAAGCAGCGGAUGUCUCAUGUGACAUGGUGAUAUGCAAUUAAAACAUCGGGCACUUUGCAAUUAUUAAAAUGAAAACAAUGAAACGGGUUCCCCAUACGAUGCUCACGCUACAGGGAUGGCUGGAACCCUCAGUUACCACCCGUACAGUAAUGCGGCGUACCCUUAUCAACUCAACGACCCGGCUUACAGGAAGAACGCCACACGAGACGCCACGGCCACACUCAAAGCCUGGCUGAACGAGCACAGGAAGAACCCCUACCCGACGAAAGGCGAAAAGAUCAUGCUGGCCAUCAUCACGAAAAUGACCCUGACUCAGGUCUCCACCUGGUUCGCCAACGCCAGGAGGAGACUCAAGAAAGAGAAUAAGAUGACCUGGGCUCCGAGGAACAAGAGCGAGGACGAAGAAGAGGAAGAAUCAGGGGAGAGUGAAAGAAACAAGGAAGGAAGUUUGAAGAGAAAACACGAGCAAAACGAAACAUCAGCAGAGGAUGAAGGCAUUAGUUUGCACGUUGACACGCUGACUGACAGCUCCUGCUCCCCAGAAUGUGAAGGAGACAAAGUGUGCAGGGUGGAGGACAGCGUUUGUGAAUCUGGCUCCGACACGAAGGAAAAAUGUGACAAUUGUAUUGAUGAUGAUGAUGCCGUUGGUGUUGAUGCUGAUGGCAGCGACGAGGAGCGGGACCUUUCUCACAAAGCCAUGAACUCUUCGCCUCUCACUCGGGUGGACGCCGCACUACUUCACGUGCAAGAAGACGAGAGCUCGGGGAGUAGAACCAAACACAGCCUAAACAGUAUCAUCACCUCCGCUUCACAGACUCCAGUCAGCAAACCCAAACUUUGGUCUUUAGCGGAAAUUGCCACCUCGGAUAUUAAACAGCAAUUCGGACAGAUCUGUUCUCCGUCGCCGAACUCCUCUUCAUCGACCUCUAGCUCUACCUACCCGGCCACUUCAAUCCUUGGCAGGCCCAUUUACUAUACUUCACCCUUUUACACUAACUAUACGAACUACGCCAACUUUAACCAUCUGCAAAGCCAAGGCAUUUUGCGAUACAGCACCAACGAGACUGUCUUAAACACUGCCUCCAUGCACAAACAAAGUACUGACUCUCUGAAAAAUACGAGUUCCCAGCUCGAACAACACUUCAGGGCCACAAAGUACGACUCCAAAAAAGACCCCAGUGAUGUCUGCACAGUAGGAGUGCAACCAUAUCUAUAGAUGUGUUAUCAGCAGUGCAAGUAAGUGAUCAUGUGAAAAGACGCAUCCAAAAUACAAAGUUUGGAGCCUAAGCAGUGAAAUCAAUGCGCUGCAAAAUGAGGAGGGGAAAUGCAUUUAAAUAUUGUCUAACUGAAAAGUACGAAAACUUAUUUCAUGACAUUAUUUAUUGGUAAGAAACACAUAGGGUUUAUAAUAACAAUGGUCCACACCGUCGCAAAUUUUGCAAUAUUUUAAACUGUGCUCAGUAUGUCUCUAAAAUUGUGACAGCUCGAUGCUUACCAGUUGGUUGACUGGGAUUCUCUUUUAUUUCCUUGGUCUGCAGGUAGGUGUCACAAUUGCUUUGAAAAUGUCAGCGAGCCAUUCCCCCCAGCUAUUAAGCAAAAAAAAUGUAUAUAGUACUGGAUCACAUCUUGUGCCACUGUAUAGAGAAGACCUCACAGAGCACUAUUUUAAUUCACAGCUGAUGUUAUUAAGAAAGCAAAUCCCUGCAACAUAUCUCUGCAUUUGUUGGCUAACUAUUAUGCUGUAAAUGUGAUUUUUUGGAAAAUGUCUUCUCAGGUUUUCUUCACUUGAUCUGUUUAUUUGCCACGUUCUAGGUGUAAUGCGGCUUUAUUGUAAAACUAUUUGUAGAUAUACGGUAGAACAAUGUGAUUGAAGAACUUGAGUAUCUGGAAAACAUUUGAUAUUUAUUUUUGUAACGAUGACACAAAGCUUCUAGUAAUUUAUGCAAGUUGUAUUGCAAUGGAAUCUGAACAUUUUGUAAAUAAAUCUGCUUGUUUUUUUUGGAACGUGAUAACAGUUACAAUCUGGUUGUUAUAGGGACACUUUACUAAUUUAUAUCUUUAAAUGUAAAUAAAAUUGAGUAGUCUGCAACUGCAA